Messenger RNA from Triticum turgidum subsp. durum (durum wheat), 1137 nucleotides. The record is from the annotation of a GenBank genome assembly. NCBI's taxonomy places the organism in Eukaryota, Viridiplantae, Streptophyta, Magnoliopsida, Poales, Poaceae.
AUGGAGGGGUGGUUGACCUUAAGUUUGAUAGCACUAUCCACGCUACUGGCCCUUUGGUUUUUCAAGCUCUCCGGCGGUAAGAAGCAGCGGCUGCCUCCAGGGCCAUGGAGACUCCCGAUCAUCGGCAGCCUCCACCACGUCGUCAGCGUCCUCCCGCACCGCACCAUGACAGAGCUGUGUCGCUGGCACGGGCCCAUGAUGUACCUCCAGCUAGGCGAGGUCCCCACCGUGGUGGUUUCCAGCGCGGAGGCGGUGGGGCAGAUGAUGAAGGCCAGCGACCUCCUGUUCGCGAACCGGCGGACCACCGGGAUGCAGGACAUCGUCGGCUAUGGUGGCAUGGGCAUCAGCUUCGCCCCCUACGGCGACCACUGGCGCCGAAUGCGCAAGGUGUGCGCCACGGAGUUCCUCAGUUCCAAGCAGGUCAGGCGCAUGGAGAGUGUCAGGUCCGAGGAGAUGGGCAGCCUCCUCCGCUCCAUGGCGGCAUCACCUGGCGCCACCGUCAACGUCAGCCAGAAGGUGGCGGCGCUGAGCAACGACGUCGUGGCACGGGCGGUCUUCGGCGGCAAGUUCAGCCAGCGGGAGGAUUACAUCCACGCGUCUCACCAGGUCAUGAACCUUCUGGGAGGCUUCUCCCUCGUCGACCUCUUCCCGUCCUCGAGGCUCGUGCGGUGGCUGAGCAGCGAGGAGCGCCGCAUGAAGAGCAGCCUCGACCUCAUGCAGCGCAUCAUCACCGAUAUCCUCGUCGAGUGCAAGGCGGUGCGAGCUGCCAGUACGCGACGAAGGGCUCUUUGUGGGCUGCUAGACGUGCUGCUCACAUGCCAGGAGGAGGACUCGCUGGAAUCCCCUCUAACCACAGAGAUGAUGACCACCGUCUUGUUUGACAUUUUUGGAGGCGCUACUGAUACCACCUCAACCACUUUUGAGUGGGCUAUGUCGGAACUCAUCAAUCAUCCGAUAGCCAUGGCUAAGGCACAAUUAGAGGUCCGUGGGGUACUAGGUCCAGACCGAGCUAUCAUUGUCAGCAGCGACCUUGCAGAACUCCACUACAUGCGGAUGGUCAUCAAGGAAACAUUAAGAUUGCAUACACCUGCUACUCAACCGCAAGAAUGGAGAGGACUGCAAAAUUAUGGGUUAUGA